GCAGCGGGGGCCCAGGCGUCCGGGCCGCGGCGGAGGCGGCGGCCGGCGGCGCCCAGCGGCCGUGCCGCAGCCAUGGCUGAGGAGCGCAGCGACCCGGCCGAGCGGAUCAUCCCCAAGGACCCGCACACCAAGGAGAUCGACCUGGUGGAGCGCGACCCGAGGCGCGUCAACGAGGACGUGGUGAAGGUGGACUUCGAGGACGUCAUCGCUGAGCCGGCAGGAACGCACAGCUUCGACGGCGUCUGGAAGACCAGCUACACCAGCUUCACCGUCAGCAAGUACUGGUGCUACCGGCUGCUCUCGGCCGUCCUGGGCAUCCCCCUGGCCGUGCUCUGGGGCUUCCUCUUCGCCCUCAUCUCCUUCUGCCACAUCUGGGCCGUGGUGCCCUGCAUCAAGAGCUACCUGAUCGAGAUCCAGUGCGUGGGCAGGAUCUACUCCCUCUGCAUCCGCACCUUCUGCGACCCGCUGUGCGAGGCGCUCGCCAGGGUCUGCGGCAGCGUGCGGGUCUCCCUCCGCAGGGAGCCCUAGCCGCGGCAUGAGCGCCCGCAGGCCACGGCUGCUGCGGAGUCUCCGCGCUGAAGCACCCCGCGCCCGCCUCACGUAGCAGAGAAUAAAGCGUUGGGCCCCGGCCCCUUUGCAUCGCA
Messenger RNA from Rhea pennata, 644 nucleotides. RefSeq names its product caveolin 3 (gene CAV3). The record is from RefSeq and is a predicted model, not a curated record. Gene Ontology annotation, biological process: cell differentiation; regulation of cytosolic calcium ion concentration; caveola assembly. Gene Ontology annotation, cellular component: caveola; focal adhesion; sarcolemma. Gene Ontology annotation, molecular function: transmembrane transporter binding; molecular adaptor activity; connexin binding. The transcript is spliced from 2 exons. Bases 73 to 528 code for a protein of 151 amino acids. NCBI's taxonomy places the organism in Eukaryota, Metazoa, Chordata, Aves, Rheiformes, Rheidae.